UGUGAAUUAAUAACAAAAACAAAUGCUGAAAGAUUAAUAGCAAUGUUAAAAUUAACGGGAUCUCCAGCACCUUUCGACCUCCUAAACAACCAACUACGAAGUUUAUUGCUUCCAUUAAAAGUUGCCCACGACUGUUUUGGUGGUUGUAAAGGAUAUCUCUACCCGACAUUAACUCCAAAUCCUUGCUUAGAAUGCAAAACGUGUCAUAAUAUGUUUAAACCUGAAGAUUUCUGUCUUCACACCCAUUCACCGACGAACGGGAAAAACACCUGUUUUUGGGGGUUUGAUGCAACAAAUUGGCCAUAUUACAUUAGAAUUGAUGAUGAAACAACAGAAGGGGAUGAAUUAAUUUUGUUUAAUAGAAACCAAACUUUGGAGGAAGAAGAAAAUCGUUUAGCUAUAUUUAUCCAAACUUAUUUGGCUAGACAACAACAACAGCCAAUUCCCUAACCAAAAAUAUUUAUAUCCCUUUCAAGAGCGUAUCCAGAGGGUCUGUCUGAUUCAGAACUGAGGGCCGAGGCGUUUGACGUCCAUUUUUACCUUUUUUUUUGUCGUUUGCGUUUUUUGGCGUUUGGCGCCCCUCGCCAAAAUUUUGCGCACAGCUUGCGGAUUUUAGUUGGGAGGUGUGCGCCAAACCUUUUGACGUUUAUAAACGUCAAAACUUUGGCGUUUCAAACGCAAACUAAGUUUCUUUUGUAUCUCACAGACCGUUGGAUACUUCAUUGUUCCCUCUUAUACUAUCACCUCUUUCUUUUUUCUUCC
Meloidogyne enterolobii is the source of this 762-nucleotide messenger RNA. NCBI's taxonomy places the organism in Eukaryota, Metazoa, Nematoda, Chromadorea, Rhabditida, Meloidogynidae. The record is from the annotation of a GenBank genome assembly.